CGCCGAGCGAGGCUUCCCCGACACCAUUUCUGCGCCUCCCGGACAGCCACUAGUAUUAGGGCGCGCUCGACCAUAGUAGUAUCAGUGCAGUGCAGCUGGCGGUACAUCUAGGACAUCUGUACUUAUAACAAGCUCGAGAUUAAUCCUUCAACGUUCAACGGCCCAUAACAUCAAGGAAUUCACCCUUCCCACACCUGCUCUGAAUCCAUUUCCUCCUACACAACGAUGACCUCGAUUGACGUUGUCUCCGACGUUGCCGAUGCCGUCUUCGAUGUCGUCGCACCCGUCGCCGACGUUCCGCCCUCCGUCGACUCUACAUCCCUAGACCACGCCGAAUCCGUUGGGGAAUAUUCGGCCAACGACAGUGCCACUGGCGCUGAUCAAGUUCUGCUCGGAACUGAGGAGCUCGUUGCAGCGCCCUCCGUCGUUCAAGACUCCGUCACCGUCCAGAUCAUCGAAGUCGAGUCCGUCCAAGUGCCAUCCAUCGGCUCCGUAGUACUCGACACUGUGUCCAACACCUACGAGGAUGAAUCCGAGUCCUCGGAGGACGAUGAAUUUAUCCCCAGAGGCGGAGAGAGUGGCCCAACCGCUGCCAAAUCGAAGCCUCGUCAUGACCCGAAGACCACCAAGAUCCUCGCCUCCACGCCCACUCCGGGUGCCACUAAAGCACAAGAGUCAGCGGAGCCCGGUCAAGCGCCAACUGAGGCGUCGCAGGCUACGUUAGGUUCGACGCCCGGUCAAGCGCCAAAGGCGCCGCAGGCUACGUUAGGUUCGAAGCCCUCCGCGCCGGCCGCGAGCGCACCGGCGAAGAAGAAGUCAUAAACGACGGGCGACUACCCUCCGCGGCGGGAAAGAGCGUCUCGCUACAGCGUCGGGUAGGGUGGCAUGUUCCCAAGGACUUUGGAAAUGGGACUUCUGUUGUACAUGGACGUACGAAUGUAUACUUGAUUUGCUUGAGACUUCGAUCGUAAUAAUCCGUAAC
Molecule: messenger RNA, 982 nt
Organism: Trametes versicolor FP-101664 SS1
Lineage: Eukaryota; Fungi; Basidiomycota; Agaricomycetes; Polyporales; Polyporaceae
Exons: 5
Coding region: 226-822 (198 amino acids)
Source: RefSeq, a predicted model, not a curated record